CUCUAUUUGUAUCUGUGUAGUAUAAGCUAUGAAACCUAUUCUUAGAGUGCCCUAUGUGCAGGAAAUUGUGAAGGAGCCGUUGACCGGAGUUCCUGAGCGUUAUGUUCGUCCACAUCAUGAGCGUCCAAUAUUAUCUACCAUCAAUCCUUUACCUCAAGUUCCUGUGAUUGACCUAAGCAAAUUGUUGUCCCAAGAUCUCAAAGAAUCUGAGCUCAAGAAGCUACAUUAUGCAUGCAAAGAGUGGGGUUUCUUUCAGACAGGUGCUCUAGAAUUCUUCAAUCUUCCAAUCGAAGAAAAGAACAAGUUUGGUCAGAGAGAUGGAGAUUUGGAGGGAUAUGGUCAAGCGUUUGUGCUCUCUGAGGAACAGAAAUUAGAGUGGGCUGACAUGUUUUUUUUAAUCACUUUGCCACCUCACAGAAGGAAGCCCCACUUAUUCCCCCACAUCCCCUUACCAUUCAGAGAUCAUUUAGAGACCUAUGCUACCGAAUUGAAAAACCUUGCUAUCCAAAUGGUUGACUUGAUGGCAAAUGCCCUAAUGGUGGACACCAAGGAAUUUAGGGAGAUAUUUGGGGAAGGACAUCAAGCAAUGAGGAUGAAUUAUUAUCCACCAUGUCCUCAACCUGAGCUUGUGAUGGGACUUAAUCCUCAUUCGGAUGGUGGUGCCCUUACCAUCGUUCUUCAGGCCAAUGAAGUGGAAGGACUUCAAAUUAAAAAAGAUGAACAAUGGGUUCCUAUUAAACCCCUCCCCAAUGCUUUUAUCAUCAAUCUUGGGGACAUGUUGGAGGUGAUGACAAAUGGAAUUUAUCGAAGCAUCGAACACCGAGCAACAAUUAAUUCAGAAAAGGAGAGGGUUUCUAUAGCUACAUUUUACAACCCUAGUAUGGAAGCACUUUUGGGUCCAGCACCAAGCCUUGUUACUCCCGAAACACCAGCAAUAUUCAAAACGAUAGGUCUACUAGAAUACUUCAGGGGAUACCAUGCAAAAGAACUCAGUGGUAGAUCAUAUCUUGAAAGUCUGAGGUUCCAAAAUGAAGAUGAAAAAAACUCUUAAGGUUCAGAGUUGAUCAGAGCAGAACUUUAUAUGAGCAUGGUUCAAUAAAGCCUUUGUGUUUGACUUUGUUAUGGACUUCAGUUUUCCUUUUUUAUUUUCUAAUGUAUGUUUUGUGCACAAUAAAUUGUGUACAUUUUCAUCCACUGUGUAAGUCGACAAGGUUUUAUUCUAUUGCCUAUUCAUUAUGCCGACUUAUAAUUGGUGAGUAUAUGACAUUAUAUUAUAUUGUGUUUAUUAUUUUUUUAAUAGAAUACGCAUCAUCAUUGUCAAGUGUUUCUUGAAAAUGUAUUUGAAACUAUAUCGAUGAGUUGUUUCAUGUUGCCA
Lotus japonicus is the source of this 1375-nucleotide messenger RNA. Its product is annotated as oxoglutarate-dependent flavonoid 7-O-demethylase 1-like. The transcript is spliced from 4 exons. The record is from RefSeq and is a predicted model, not a curated record. Bases 29 to 1051 code for a protein of 340 amino acids. Lineage: Eukaryota; Viridiplantae; Streptophyta; Magnoliopsida; Fabales; Fabaceae.